AUGGUAGCCAGCGGGAGCGACACGGGAGGCUCCCCCCCCUCCGCUGGACCGCUUCCCCGCAUUGCCGUUGUUGUUCGGAAGCGGCCUUUGAGCGCCCUCGAGGCCAUGCGGAGAGACAUAGACCUUGUUCGAGUGAAGAGCGGUCAUACGGUUGUUUUAGAAGAGCCGAGAGAAAAGGUUGACUUGACGCCGUAUGUGCUACGGCACGAAUUUCGGGUGGACAGAGCCUUUGACGAAACGGCCUCCAACUCUGAGGUGUAUAGACAGGUGGUCUCUUCCCUCGUGGAGAGCUGCUGCACCAAGGAAGCCAGUUGUUCCUUCUUCGCGUAUGGACAGACGGGCAGUGGCAAGACGUUUACGAUGCUAGGACCGCAAGGCAGUGCAGAGCAGCCAGGAGAUGAUCAGGGUAUAUUCGCGAUGGCUGCUCACGAUAUCUUCGAUUAUCUCAAGGCGGAUAACAGCACGAAGACCGUUAGCGUCUCGUUCUUCGAGAUUUACAAUGGAAGACUCUUCGACCUUCUCCAGGACAGGAAGCUGGUUGCUGCUCUGGAGAAUGGAAAGAAGGAAGUGAUCGUCAAAGAUUUGCGAGAGGACGAUGUGGCCACUAAGGAGGACCUCCUGAAAAGAAUCCUGGGAGGCAUGGAGUUGAGGCGGAUCGGUGCCAACUCGGUUAAUGACGAAUCCUCGCGAUCUCACGCAGUCUUACAAAUACAUUUGCGGAAGCCCUCAGGAAAGGUGGCCGGACGCCUCGUGUUUAUUGACCUUGCAGGCAGCGAGCGAGGGGCUGAUACGCUGCAGCAGUCUCGCCAGACACAGCAGGAUGGUGCGGGAAUCAACCGUUCCUUGCUGGCUCUGAAGGAGUGCAUUCGAGCGAUGGAUCGAGAUCAGCUGCAUAUCCCCUUUAGAGAUUCGGAACUGACAAAGGUCUUGAGGGAGGUGUUUGUCGGGCGCAGCAGCCGAAGUGUCAUGAUAGCCACGAUAUCUCCGGCGUCCUCGUGCUGUGAGCAGACGCUGAACACCCUGCGGUACGCAUCCAGAGUCAAAAACUUCAAGCAACAACAGCCGAGCAUAAGCCCUGUAGGAGUGUCUUCCCUUACGGACGAGGCCUCCGAGUUCAGGAGCUGCGGAGGGCAGAGUUCGUCAGAGACUUCCCCAAGGCUGCCUCCACCCACACCCCUAGGCGGUGCUUAUGCCGUCGCUUACGCCAACAGGGCCCCCCGCGCCUCCAGCUACGGCUCGCCUUUGCUCGCUUCGAGCUCGUCUUCUAUCCAGGCACCUCUUGGCAGCAGCAGCAGCAGCGGAAGACCCAUCAGGAGUGCUGGAACCGCGCGAAAAACCUCCCUCGGCAACGUGCUACUUGCCUCCAGAAGAACCGUAGGAGAUGCUACCACCAGAGGCGCUCUCGGAUCCAUUAGCCCCCGUCCCGUCCAAGACGCCUCUUCUGCGGUAAGAGCUUGCUCGCAGCAAGGGCUCUCCGAGGCGCCGUCAGGCUUCCCCCCGCCUCUGCUGCUGCUGCACAAAGUCUCCGCCGUGCAGAGGUCAGCAAGUAGCCGUCGAGAGCACGGUCGCCCACGUGUGUGCGAGCGAGAUGCGUCUUGUCUGCAGCAGGUCGAGGCAAAGGGCGUGCCGCUCCUCCCUUCACCCCUGAAUACUGCGCGGCAACAACUCCAAGGACCCCCCCGUCCUGUCAGACGCAUUCCAAGGGAGUUUCCUCUCUCUCCCCGCAACCUGAAAGCCUCGCACUCCACAGCGGGAGCUGCAGGCAUCGUCAAACACGCUACAUCCGUCGAGGCUUCGAGCAUCCGGCCGGGUUUUCGCAGCAAGCUGCAGCAAGAGCAGCAGCAGCACGAGCCGCAGCAGCAGCAGAAGAGGGCCCCCGUGGAAAAGCGAGCGACCACUGCUGCGCCCGCCAACACCUCAGCACUGCGGAGAUCGUGGCUGCAGAAGCAGCAGCAGCAACAGCGAAGCAAGCGUGGUCUCUUGGGAGACGAUGGGGAGACGCUUAUCUUCCUGAAGGAGCCCAUGGCAGUGGCUGGAGGGGCAGAAGGAGCUAAGGAUAUGUCCCCUCCGACUGACGCACGCAAGAUGACUUUGGAUGCGGAUGUAGGCGAGAGAAGCAUCCAAGACGAGAAACAGCAGAUGCAAGACGAUUCUUCGACUGCCGAAGCGGCCGCGCAGCUCUCGCCGCUUCUCAACGAGCUCCACGUACGGCGGCUUAGCGGCUCCCCUUCUUCCUCGAUACACUGCAGUGGCGAACCUCCGAGCAGCAGCAACACCAACAUCAGCAGCAGCAACACCAACAUCAGCAGCAGCAACACCAACAUCAGCAGCAGCAGCAGGUUGCGGUACAAGGCGGGUGCUGCCAUCGGCAGCAGCACGAUGGACGCCAGCGAUCCUACGCAUCACUCUCUUUUGGAGCAGCUGCUGCCCUCUCCAGAGCAGCAGCAGCAGCACCAGGAGCUCGGCGGAGAUGCCGAGUGUACCAGCCCGCGAGCUGCGACAUCCACGCCCUUCAACCUGACGCGGCUGUUGCAGCAGACUUUGCAAGGGGCCGAAUUGAGCGCCUUGAGUGCUGCUGAGCUCGAGAGCCUCCAGGCUCAAGUUAGCGGAAGGCGGCAACACUACAUGAAGAGACUCUUGGAGCUUCUGCGAGGACGAGCCGCGGAAGGCAGCGGAGCGCAGGGGCACCACGAGAGGCAGCAAGAUGAGUUGGUUUGCCGACUGCACGAGAAGAAUCCGUGCAGUCCCGAGUUUGCGGAGUAUGCUCGUCAGAAGAUGGAGCUUGAGUUCAAGCGUCUCCUGCGCAUGCGACAUUGCUGGCUGCAAGCUGAGGAGCUGCGCCUUGUGCACCGUCAUUUGGGGGCAAGGCAGCUGAACGAGGCUGCGCCAAGCUCCAGUACGCCAAACUUGCACACCGUAGGGACCGACGUGGCGGGUGCAGGAGCACAUACAGAAGCUGCUGUGCCCCCUGCAUGCACGCGACUCAACUCGAGCGAAACUAGACUUGCAGCAUGGCUAGCGCACGCCGCCUCGGGGGUCCAUACACCCCGCUGGCUCGCCAGUUUGUCUCCGCGAUCCAGUGUGUCUGCAUGGGCGAUCCCUGGCACGCCGGCUGCACCGCUAGAGGGGGCCCUCUCAGAGUGCGGGGGCCCCCCAGGAGGGGCCUCCGAAGAGGACACCUCUCCUGCGUCGAGUGUGAGGGGCAAGAGGCCCCCCCCAUCAGGUGUAGAUACACCCAAGUCUGUAAAUAUCACGGGUUCAGCCACGGACGGACUCCUGUGUCGUGCUGUGGGAGGCAACUGGCCUUCCGAGGCAGCAGCUCAGCCGAAAAAAGCCUUGCUGGGUCUCUUGAUUUCCAUGCAAACUGCGUGCGAGGUGCCUGCCGCGAUCUUGUGGGGUGACCACUCCGAUCUCCAGAAUAAGUAUGCAGCGGAGAAAAACUCUUCGUCCCUUGAGACGCCAGCAGGAAAGGACUGUGGGAGCUUAGAGAAGUGGGUAGCAGCUCCGGAAAAGGAAGCCCGAUUACGGCCCUUGCAUGUGCAGCAGCCGCCAGAAGAACUUCGCCGCCUCUCAGGAUCGCUCCUCGUGCGCGAUUCAGACUGCUUCAUGGACGUCGAUGCAGCUGUCAGCAGCAGCUAG
Molecule: messenger RNA, 3639 nt
Organism: Cyclospora cayetanensis
Lineage: Eukaryota; Apicomplexa; Conoidasida; Eucoccidiorida; Eimeriidae
Exons: 16
Coding region: 1-3639 (1212 amino acids)
Biological process (GO): microtubule-based movement
Molecular function (GO): microtubule binding; microtubule motor activity; ATP binding
Source: RefSeq, a predicted model, not a curated record